GCCUGUGGCACAGCGCUCUUUCCGCCCCUCAGGAGAGUCGGCCUGGCUGCGGCGGGAGCCCUGCGAAGGGCGCUCUGGGGGAGGCGAGCGGGGCUGCAGGGCACCCUGCGUGUGGGGUGCUGAGGUGCUCGGUCACCUGGGGUGUGGGCUGUUUAGCUUAGGGUAUCCAGCUCUGCGUUCAAGCCCUUAGUAAUGUGUACCUUCUUUGUCAGUUUUAACUUGCCAGGCGAGGUGUGCUGCUAACGAGGUACGCAUCUGAGAGAGAAAUGAGCUGCUGUUGAAACGCUGAAGGCUGAGAUUAGAAACCGAGGUUUCAGUUCUACAGUUAACGGCGGGUAAUCUGAGUAAACCUGAAGAUCUCAUGCUGCAGAAUUGAAGCUGCUGUCUUUGCUGUGUGAGGAGGGUGUUAAAUGAGAAUAAAAACACCUGAGGCUGAGGGAAAUCUAGAGAAGGUGCUGGUGGGUUGCCAGUAAUGUCGGCAUUGCUGCCAGGUGGUCCCAGUGCUGCAGGCUCAUACGCCUGUGUGCUCCUUGGAUCUGUUCGGUGCAUAGAGACAUGGAUGGGAGAUAAAAAAACCCAACACGGGUGGAUUUUGAUGAACAGAAGUUUAAUAGAGUUUAAACAAAAUAAUGUAGUACAGAAAAAGUACUAAUCGUUGUGCCCAGCUACAUGAAGCCCAUAGCUGUAUGUAUAGCUCUCCAUUUAUUUUUCCUUCAAGCACCUCUGCACAACAUGCAUUUCUGUACAAAACCAGGCACAGGUAAUACAGUUUGCCAUGUUUGAGGCACGCAAUUGAAAACCCACUUUUUCAGUUCCUGCAAAUGGAACAGCAAUCUUGAUUUAAGAUACUUACAGAUUUUUAAAACUGUGGCCAAAUACUCUUAAGUUUUGCACUGCCUCAUGCGAAGAAUAGUUUAGAAUUGAAGAUUACUAUUACUCCUUUUGUGUACUCAUGAAAGGCUUGUAAAAGAACUGUUUUAUUGUAUAGAAGGGAGGCUCCUAGAAGGGAGGGAGAAAGUCUGAAUGAAAUAAGUGGUGUAGAAGUAAAACUGCAAUAGCAUUCAGGAGAGCUUAGGAGAUAAAGUAUCAACAUGUGCUGGUUGCCUUUAUCUAAGAUCCCUUUGAAUCUAAACCAAAUCUGUGGAUUCAGGAUGCUCUGACUGCUCAGGGAUUUGGAAAUUAGAUGGUUUGGGUAAAAAUGCAUGUGCAGAGUUGAAUUUUCCAAGUUUUCACUGGAUUUUGGCUUGCAGGAACUCUGCAAACAGACAUUGGAAAAACUUUGGCUUUCAGUUUGACUUUGGCAUGCUGUUGUUUGGCUCUUGCACACUAGCGAUCUGUUCACAUUGAUCGUAAAAUAAUGACUAGAAACCUAACCUGCAACUUAGGCUGUUGAAGUAACUUCUGGAAGGUUUUGUUUCCUUCUCUUUCCCCCACCCCCUUAAGACAAAAUGUCUUAAGGGAUUUGUUUGCAAUCUGCUAGCUGAAGCUCUGAGGCAAGUUUGCCAGAUCUGAGGCUGCAUCAUCAUUCUACACAUCUGGAAGUGGUUUAUGGGCUCUCAUUCCUCCAGUGCAGCGUCUGGACUCUGUGCUAUUCCUCAGCAGCAGAGAAAGAAAACCAGCACAACUCCAAAGUAAACUUUGAAGAGCCUGAAAAAGGAACUGAAUCUUAAAACUGUUACUGUGCCCUGUAAGGCCCUUGUGCGGGGGACUUCAAAGGAGGAUGAUGGUCAAGGAAGCUUUGGCAAGAGUGCUUACAGCUGUGGGCUAUUUAGGAUCCCAGUAAAUAGCUCUACAGCUCUUCAGGAGAGAGGAGUCUCGAAUACUGUGCUGCUUUGAAGAGGACUUGGCAACUGAGUUAGGGACUGCCAGGUUCCAGGAACUAAUGUCUACAGUCAGGGAAAAAUGAAUCACAGUUCUCAUCCAACAGGACACAUGGCUCUUUUAAAGAAAAAACUCUGCACAUGAAUGCUGUUCAUACUUGCAAUUGAGGUGUGGCCCCGAGACAUAAGAGGUUCUCAUCAACUGUCAGGUUAACCAGAUCUUACUGUUACUUCUUGUCUUAACUGUGUGCGCCAUUCUGUAUAAUAAAGUUCACCAAGUGCCAUCUGCAUUAAAGAAUGAAACAGUUGAUUUGGAGAGUCCAGAGGAAAUGGAAGAAGAAAUCCCAGUUGUAAUCUGCGCUGCUGCGGGCAGAAUGGGUGCAGCAGUAGCAGCGAUCAGUAGCAUCUACAGCAACACAGAGGCUAAUGUUUUGUUCUACAUAGUUGGGCUGAAGACUACCAUCCCACAUAUUCGAAGAUGGAUUGAAAAUUCUAAACUGAAAGAGAUAAAAUUUAAGGUUGUGGAAUUCAACCCUAUGGUACUAAAAGGAAAAAUCAGACAAGAUGCAUCACGCCCAGAGCUACUGCAGCCUCUGAACUUCGUUCGAUUUUACCUUCCUUUGCUUAUCCAGAAACAUGAGAAAGUAAUCUAUUUGGAUGAUGAUAUCAUUGUUCAAGGUGACAUCCAGGAACUCUACGAUACUAAGCUGGCUCCUGGACAUGCUGCAGCUUUUUCAGACGACUGUGAUCUGCCUUCCACACAUGAAAUGGUUAGAAGUGUAGGGAUGCAGAACACGUACAUGGGAUUCCUGGACUACAGAAAGCAGGCAAUUAGAGAUCUUGGCAUCAGCCCCAGCACCUGCUCCUUUAAUCCUGGAGUAAUUGUUGCUAACAUGACCGAAUGGAAACAUCAACGGAUUACGAAGCAGUUGGAAAAGUGGAUGCAAAGAAAUGUAGAGGAAAACCUCUACAGCAGCACCCUUGGGGGAGGUGUGGCAACCUCUCCAAUGCUGAUUGUGUUUCAUGGAAAGUAUUCCACUAUUAAUCCUAUGUGGCACAUAAGGCAUCUUGGUUGGAGCCCUGAUGCUCAUUACUCGGAGCAUUUUCUUCAAGAAGCAAAAUUACUUCAUUGGAAUGGGAGAUACAAACCCUGGGACUAUCCCAGUGUUCACACUGAUCUCUGGGAAAACUGGUUUAUUCCCGAUCCUUCAGGGAAGUUUAAAUUAAUUCGGCCUGAGAGCUGAUACUGAAACCACUGCACCGCACUGAGACGCUAUGGUUUGCAGUACGUAAUAGUUCGAGAUGCAAGAUGUUGUGUAAUUCACUGAUUUUUAGAAAGCUAAAAGGAUUUGUUAACUAGGUAAGUGACCAUCAGUUUUGUGUGCUUACAGCUGGAAAAUUGUUGAGGAAUUUUCAUUAAAUGUUUACAGAGGUGAAAGUCCA
Messenger RNA from Strigops habroptila (Kakapo), 3263 nucleotides. RefSeq names its product glycosyltransferase 8 domain containing 2 (gene GLT8D2). Lineage: Eukaryota; Metazoa; Chordata; Aves; Psittaciformes; Psittacidae. Bases 2150 to 3064 code for a protein of 304 amino acids. Gene Ontology annotation, molecular function: glycosyltransferase activity. Gene Ontology annotation, cellular component: Golgi apparatus. The transcript is spliced from 12 exons. The record is from RefSeq and is a predicted model, not a curated record.